CUUUAACAGAGCUAGGGUUUGGGGCGUGCUUAUACAUCACUGAAAACGAAGAUCUCUCAAAAUGCCUAAGCAAAUCCAUGAGAUCAAGGAUUUCCUUCUUACUGCCAGAAGGAAAGAUGCACGCUCUGUGAAGAUCAAGAGGAGCAAAGAUGCUGUCAAGUUCAAGGUUCGCUGCUCGAAGUACCUCUACACCCUUUGUGUCUUUGACACUGAGAAGGCAGACAAGCUGAAGCAAUCUCUUCCUCCAGGUUUGAGUGUUCAAGACCUGUGAAAGAAGGUAGUCUGGUCCAAGCUUGUCAGUUGAUUUCUAGGAGAGAUAUGAACAAGAAUUUUCCUUUCUCAUGUUCCUUUUUUGAUGUUUAAAAUACUUCCUAAAGGAUUUUGGCUUGGUAUUCACUGUGAUGAAGUGUUUAUGGAUCUUUUGGUAGUUAAUGUCAUCCUGAAAUUUAUCUGAA
Molecule: messenger RNA, 455 nt
Organism: Populus trichocarpa (black cottonwood)
Lineage: Eukaryota; Viridiplantae; Streptophyta; Magnoliopsida; Malpighiales; Salicaceae
Product: 60S ribosomal protein L38
Exons: 4
Coding region: 62-271 (69 amino acids)
Biological process (GO): protein-RNA complex assembly; translation
Cellular component (GO): cytosolic large ribosomal subunit; ribosome
Molecular function (GO): structural constituent of ribosome
Source: RefSeq, a predicted model, not a curated record